This is a messenger RNA of Cervus elaphus (red deer), 833 nucleotides long. RefSeq lists its product as uncharacterized. The transcript has 5 exons. NCBI's taxonomy places the organism in Eukaryota, Metazoa, Chordata, Mammalia, Artiodactyla, Cervidae. The record is from RefSeq and is a predicted model, not a curated record. The coding region runs from base 1 to 393 and encodes 130 amino acids.
AUGGGGAAAUCAAGGCUCGCCUUCUUCACCUGUAAGGCCCUGCCACAUAAGAAUUCUGGCACUGCCACUGGGAGCGAUGUGGCUUCUACGACCAGUGCCAUUUCUACUACAGAGUCACCCGCCCCUGAGCAUAUAAUUGUUGAAACAACACCAGUAAUGAUAGUCAUUAUUUUUGCGGUGAUUGCUGGUGUCAUUGGAAUUAUCAUCGGAAUUGCGAUCCUUAUUAAGCGACUGAAAAGGAGAAGUCAAAGACAACAAAGUAUUCUUGAACUUGAAACUUCUGAAACUCCUAAACAAUCAGAAGGAACAGAAGAUCCAGAACAGCAACCGAUGACAGGCGAUUCAACAAUUCAAGCUUCAGGAGAAGUCGAAGACAAGACUUCAGCCAUGUGAAAAAUAAACAUGGACAUUUUGGUCAAGUGAAAAAUGAACAUGUCAAAAAACCAAUAUGUUGUAUACCUUCCCAAAUUGUACAAUUUCAGGAUAAAAAUUUCAUCAUAAUGAGUCCAAUGACAAAUGUUUUCUUUCAUGCUUGCUUUUGUAUGUUAACACAAUUUUUAUAAUUAAAUGACUUAGAAUUCUUAUUCAAAACUUUAGUUGGCUUCGUCCACAGUUCUUUAAGACUGACAUUCUAUUCUUUGGCAUUUUAAUGAUUAUGCUUUCAAAUGAACAGUUUUGUAACAUCUAGAUAAAAUCUAAGUUUUCUUCUCAUUCUAAACUUCUGAGUCUAUUUUCAUUAUUUUGAAUAAAUUAAAAGGAGAGCAAAAUGCUAUUAUUUCCUUCAUUGCCGAACAGGCAAUGAUGUUUUAAUCACAUUAAAUGAUGUUUUAAUC